AUGAAGUACUUGAGCGCUGGCCAAGCAUCGCUAUAUGCUAUUCUCUCAGUUUCCUCUUUAUUCAGCAUAGCAUCGGCAUGGCCAACAAAUAAUCUUCGUCAUUCGAAAUUUGCAAGCCGUCAAUCAUCUGAUAAUCCCCCUUCUGGGGGAGCAGAAGAGGAGCCCAAGUUCAACGAAGAGUAUGAUUUUGUCAUUGCUGGGGGAGGUACCGCUGGUCUUGUUCUGGCCAAUCGUUUAACUGAGUCCGGUCGCUUUUCGGUCUUGGUUUUGGAAGCUGGUCCAAAUCCUGAGCAGGUCCGCUCAUACGAAUCACCUGGAGGCAAUCAGUUUAUCAAGGGCAGUGUGAUUGACUGGGGUCUUCUCACGACUCCGCAAGAACAUUUAAACAACCGUACACUUCAGUACCUGCGUGGGCGAACACUGGGUGGAUCAAGUACUACUAAUGGGUUGUACUAUGCACGCGGCUCCUCUAGCAUAUACGAUCAAUGGGAAAGAAAGGGGAAUCCAGGAUGGGGCUGGGAUAGUGUCUACCAUUUUUUUGUGAAGAGCACCAAGUUCAAUGCGCCGACAACUCCGGAGCUCUCUGCUUUCAGUCAGGAUUACAAGACAUUCACGCCUAGCUUGUAUGGGAGCGGCCCUCUUGAGCUAGGAUUUCAAGGCUACGUUCCCCCGUCGACUGAUGGAUUUAUUGUCGCCUGCUCUGAGGCGGCGAAUAUCCCUGUGGUCGAAGAUCUGAACAAUGGCGACGGCUUCGGCAUAAAGCACGGAACAGCAACACUCAACAGCAAACUCAGAAGAAGCUCUAGUUACGACAGCUUCUACCAGCAAGCUCACAAUCGAGCAAACCUGAGGGUAAUCCACGAUUCACCUGUCACCGGGAUCGUAAUGAGUAGCCCGACCAACUCUUCUAGCCGUCCACGUGCCAUCGGUGUGAGCUACAUUGAGCAACGAAGCGGAUUCUCUAGCCAGGCGAGAGCGCGAAACGAAGUGAUCAUUAGCAUGGGUGCAUUCCACUCACCUCAGCUACUUAUGGUCUCGGGAAUCGGACCUGCUGAAGAACUCGCUAAAGUAGGCAUCGAGCCUGUAGUAGUCAACGAGAAUGUAGGAAAACAUCUUAACGAUCAUUCAGUCUUCAGCAUCAUGGCCCGUGCACAAGAUUUUGCCUCUACGACUGACAUGUCCCGCACCCCUGAAUCUCUUCGGGAAGCCCAAACACUGUUCUACAACAACUUAACGGGACCAUACACUGCACCAUCCGGUGUCACCAACGGAUUCCAGAAACUCAACGAAUCUCAGCUCCGCGAAAUUGGUGCUGAAGCCAUCAUCGAAGCUGGUUUAGCGAAUCAGACUCACAUCGAAUAUCUCUUUGAAUCUGUAUGGUAUCCCUGGAUCCCAACCCCUUUCUGGGCACCGUUACCAAACGAAAGCUAUAUUAGUAUCACAGCAAGUAGCAUGGUACAAUUGUCACGAGGUACUGUGACUUUACGGUCCGCAUCAAUGAGUGAUUCUCCACUCAUCAACUCAAAUUACUAUGCCGAUCCUACUGAUGCUGUCAUUGGUAUUGAAUCAUUCAAGUACCUUCGGAAGAUCUUGAGGCAUCCGGCGCUGCAGCAAUUCACGCUAGGCGACUUCAAUGGAGAAGUCAGUCCUGGUCCAGAGGUUGCGGAUGACGACCAUGAGGCAAUCUUGGAAUACAUCAAAGCGAACACGAUUCCCAAUUGGCACGCAACAGGCACAAACCAGAUGCUACCUGAAGAGGAUGGGGGUGUCGUCAACUCGAAACUCCAAGUCUACGGUGUUGAUGGACUGAGGGUCAUCGACUGCAGUAUCGUUCCCGUGCUGCCUGAUGCCAAUAUUCUGGCAUCUAUCUACAUGCUUGCGGAGAAAGGUGCGGAGAUGAUCAGAGAAGACUGGAAUGACGAAGGCUAUUGA
Plenodomus lingam JN3 is the source of this 1932-nucleotide messenger RNA. RefSeq lists its product as uncharacterized. The record is from RefSeq and is a predicted model, not a curated record. Lineage: Eukaryota; Fungi; Ascomycota; Dothideomycetes; Pleosporales; Leptosphaeriaceae. Gene Ontology annotation, molecular function: oxidoreductase activity, acting on CH-OH group of donors; flavin adenine dinucleotide binding.